CCGCAGUCGCGCGUCAUUGCCGUUAUCAACGAGAUUGGCGAGCCCUCUUGCUUUCUGCCGGUCCAUUCUCCCCCUAGACCUCCUCCAGACGACGUAUCGAGCUACUCUCGCGCUCCAACCUUUGCGAAUGGUAGAAGGCAUCGCGCUUGUCGCCGUAACACGCCCGAAGCGUGCCUUGCGCUUCACCUCUCCGACCUCACCAGCGCCGGCCCGACGCCAUCACCCGCGCUUGCCCAGUUUUGCGCUGGCGGGCCGCGAACCUCGACGCUCGCCAUGGCGGGAUUUUUCAAUAAGCUCAAGGGCGCUGGCACUGGAAUCUCUAAAGCCGACAGCAACUCCGCGCCCAAGAAUAAGAAGGAGGAGCCUGCGCCGGAGCUGACGCCCCUCGAGAAGCUCCUCCAGAAUGCGGGGCCCGUUCGAGAGGACGGCAGUGACAAGUUCUUUGGCUUAGAAAACUUUGGGAACACAUGCUAUUGCAACUCUAUCGUCCAGGCCCUAUACUACUCGGAACCCUUUCGGGAGAAUGUCGUCCGAUAUCCGCCCUUCACACCCUCGGAUACACCCGACGGAAAACCCAGAAAAGUUAAUGUUUCAAUACGGGCUCCGGUCCAGGCGAAUGCGAAUGGGGCUGCUGGAGGUGCGGGCAAAGGGCAAAAGCCCGCAACAUCUGCCCAGGCGAUAAAGCAAAGGCAGGCUGUGAACGGCCAGGCCCUCCCCGGGCAGCCUGUGCGACCCGAGGAUAGGCCCGAGUCGCCAGAGUACAAAAAGAAACAGUCCAUGAUUAGGGGCCCCGUGCUGGAGCUCGCCCAGGAGAACCCCGAUGCUUAUGGGAUGGAGGAGUGUACUUUUACGGGGCUCAAGGAUAUCUUCACGGCCCUGAUCGAAAGCAACACCAGAACAGGCGUGCUUAGCCCCCAGCGGUUUUUGGACAUUUUCAAGCGCGAUAACGAGCUGUUCCGCAAUUCACAGCACCAGGAUGCCCACGAAUUCUACGGCCUCGUCCUUAACGAUGUCAUCGCAAACGUGGAAGCUAAUGCAAAGCGUAUGCAAGAAAGGGACGAAAGCAGGAACAAGGACGGCCUGGCCCAGUCAGUGCAUAGUGCGUUAGGCGCGUCGACUGCUUUGCAGAGCAAGGCCGAGUCCGGCACUCGGACUCCCGGGACAGGCUGGGUUCACGACAUCUUUGAGGGCGUGCUAGUAUCAGAAACUCGGUGCCUCACUUGCGAGACGGCAUCACAGAGAGACGAGACGUUCUUGGAUCUUUCAAUAGAUCUUGAGGAGCACUCGUCCGUGACGUCGUGCUUGCAGAAUUUCUCCGCCGAGGAAAUGCUAUGUGAGAGGAACAAGUUCCACUGCGACCACUGCGGCGGGCUACAAGAGGCGGAAAAGCGAAUGAAGAUCAAGAAACUACCCAAGGUUCUGGCCUUGCAUCUCAAGCGAUUUAAGUACACAGAGGACUACAGCCGGCUCCAGAAGCUUUUCCAUCGAGUCGUGUACCCAUACCACCUGCGCAUGUUCAACACGACGGACGAUGCUGCCGACCCGGACAGGAUGUACGAGUUGUACGCUGUGGUUAUCCAUAUUGGUGGUAAUGCCUACCACGGCCAUUAUGUAUCAGUCAUCAAGACAAAAGACCGAGGAUGGCUGCUAUUUGACGACGAGAUGGUUGAGCCCGUCGACAAGCAUUUUGUUAGAAAUUUCUUCGGCGACAAGCCGGGAAUGGCGUGUGCUUACGUCUUGUUCUACCAGGAGGUAGAGUUUGAUAAGGUACGGGAAGAAAUGGACGCUGAAGGACCAGAAGAAGUGAGGUUGGCCAGCCAAAAGGCCGACGUGGCCCUUGGGACUACGGAGCAAACAAACGGAACAGCCACAGUCCCUCUUUCGAAACUCAACACGCAACCCUUGCCACCCCUUGACGAGGGCCACGAUGCAAUGCCAACCUUGGGUCACGCCCAGUCGGCCCCGGGCGAUAUUGCCAGCACUGUUCCACUACCAUUAUCGCCGGUCCAGCCAGACCAAAGCGAAAUACACCCGCUGGUGGCGGCACCGCCUCCUGCUCCAGCGGCUAUGACGGCAGCAGACGAAGCGGCUACCAUUCCGCCAAAGUCAAAGGAUGACAAGCUGCGGGAUAAGAAGGAACAGAAAGCCCAGGAGAAGGCUCGUAAAGCGGCCGAGAAGGAGCAGGCUCGGAUUGCCGAAAAACAACGUUUCGAAAAGCAGGCUAAGAUUCGAGAGGCACAGAAAAGCGAACAAGAGCAGCUGCAAAAGGCUCUCCAGGAGAGCAAGUUGCUGGCAGCUGAAGACGGGAAGAAGCGAAAGAAGGAGACUGCCGACUCGGUACCCGAGGUAGGGAGCUAUGAAAAGCCCUCGGGAUUUCUCAACCGCGCGAGCCGGGGUAGCAAGUCCAUGACACGAAAAAGUCUGGCGUUUUUGAAUAAAGGGGGGGAUAAGGGCGACAAGGACAAGGAAAAGGAAAAAGAAAAAGAUAAGGCUAGCGACAGGAGCGACAGGAGCGACAAGGGCGAGAGCAGUAGCGUUGCUGCGUCGUCUUCUGCUGCUGCUCCUACAGAGGGAUUCUUUCAACGAAAUGGCGGCAGCCACUCGCCGACCCAGCCGCAGACACAAGAAAAGGGGCCCGAGACUGCGGCUCCUGACAAAGACAAGCCCGACAAGCAUCCCCUCAAGGAACGCUUCAGCUUCGGUCUCGGGAAGAAGAAGAGCAGCAAGUUCCUGUCUUAGUCGGCCAGGCAAUAUUGGUGUUUUUUGGCGGAUGCGGAUACCAGUUGAUGAAAACACUUGUCAUUAUUUUUAUGUCUCAUGGGCGUGCCCUGGGCCUCCUUCUUUCCCAUUUCUUCGAUGUCCAUAUUUCUUUCAAAACAUGAUACGCGCGCGUGAGAAGCCCUUUACCCCUUCUUGUAAAAACAAAAGCUUAGACAAAGUCGGUUAAUUGUUAUGGAGAUGAUGGGGAAAAGAAGGAAGGACAUGAGAAGUAUCAAAAAACGGUCUAAUGGGACAGUGGGUAUGAGAGCGAGGACACAGCGACUGUCUGUUGUACUAUACGAAUCUCACCUACCUAGAGACGGGAGACGGUGACAUUCGAAGGGCUAUGCUUUGUUUAUGCCACGAGGCAGGUAUAUUUGUUAGCGCUUUUCUGGCUGUAAUUGCACCGCGAGCGAGCAUUUGGAGAGCGUCGAGGAGCAAGCACAUUUGGGGAUAC
Molecule: messenger RNA, 3217 nt
Organism: Lasiosphaeria miniovina
Lineage: Eukaryota; Fungi; Ascomycota; Sordariomycetes; Sordariales; Lasiosphaeriaceae
Exons: 4
Coding region: 274-2739 (821 amino acids)
Biological process (GO): protein deubiquitination
Cellular component (GO): nucleus; cytosol
Molecular function (GO): cysteine-type deubiquitinase activity
Source: RefSeq, a predicted model, not a curated record